AUGGAUUCCUGGCUGAUCCUUCCAGCACUGAUUGUGAUGACAGGUGUUCCUGGUAGCUGUUUCAUACAGUCAUCCUGGCAGAAUGAUGAAAACGAAGCCGACGUCAUCUUCAAUGACAGCGUAUUAUUUAAAGCAGAAGUUGACAGCAUAAUCGACUGCGCUGAUUCGUGCAAUCUACACACAGUGAAAUGUAGAUCAUUCAGCUAUACUUCCAACACCAAGGAAUGCCGAGGGUACGGUGAUCUUCUACAAGGACGAGAAAGUCAGGCUGGUACUUCACUAUGGAAAAAAGUAUGCAGGAGAGACGAUUAUACGUACGAUCCCGCUUACGAUACAUGCGUGCGGCUCUUCAGUAUUGAAAAGUCUUGGUGGGAGGCAUCAUAUUGGUGUAACAACGACGGAGCAUAUCUGCUAAUUGUCGAUACCGUAGCGAAAAUGCAAGCCACUCAAUCCGGGUUGCACAGCAUUACGUUUCAAACGGAAGACCGAUGGUGGCUUGGCGGGUACGACUAUGAUGCAAGUUCUGUUAACGACUUCCGUUGGAUAAACGGAGAACCAAUCAAUGACACCAGUAUAUUGUGGCAUCCAAACGAGCCAAAUGAUGUUAAUGAACGUUGUAUCAACCUGUACUCACUUUCUGCUUCACUGAAUGACCUUCAUUGUUCAACCCUAGAAUAUUUUGUGUGCCAAGAGGAUUUGUACACAUGA
Messenger RNA from Ylistrum balloti, 708 nucleotides. RefSeq names its product C-type lectin domain family 6 member A-like. The record is from RefSeq and is a predicted model, not a curated record. Lineage: Eukaryota; Metazoa; Mollusca; Bivalvia; Pectinida; Pectinidae. The transcript has 4 exons. The coding region runs from base 1 to 708 and encodes 235 amino acids.